UUCCGCCCCGCGCCGGUGGACGGGCAAGAUGGCGGACCCGCCGGCCCAGGAGCUGCUGCUGAGGCCGCCGCCGCCGCCGCCGCCGCCGCGGGGGGGGGACGAGAACGGCUGCGGAAACAGCCCCCCCGAGGACCCAGUUGAAGAAAAGGCUGACUCGCCAUACCUGCGCGCACGUCGCAAGCUGGAGAACCUCCUAAACAAGAGCCUGCGGAUCCGCAUGACGGACGGACGGACCCUUGUGGGCUGUUUCUUGUGCACCGACCGGGACUGCAAUGUCAUCUUGGGUUCCGCCCAAGAGUACCUGAAACCCACCGACUCCUUCUCAGCGGGGGAACCCCGAGUCCUGGGCCUGGCAAUGGUGCCAGGGCAUCACAUUAUCUCCAUCGAGGUGGAGCUGGAGAGCCUGGCGUCCUCGCAGUACAUCUGACCGUGUUGCCGGAGGGCAGCUGCCUUGGUGUUUUAGAACCCCGGAAGGAGGCAGAGAAGACACCCUGGAGCAGCGUAGCCAAGAGGUUUCUUCCACCUGCGUGCCAUAACCCUACCUGGACGAGGCCUGGGGAGUGAAAGCUGUGCUGAAAAGCUGGACCAGCAUGCUGCCCUACCUGCUGGAAAAUGGGGCGAGGGGGUUCCUGCCCUUCAGGACCUGAGAAACAGUUGACCCGGAAGGACAUGUGUAUUUGCUUCAUAUUUGUUAAAUCUCGAACUCUGCCCCA
Molecule: messenger RNA, 713 nt
Organism: Candoia aspera
Lineage: Eukaryota; Metazoa; Chordata; Lepidosauria; Squamata; Candoiidae
Gene: NAA38
Product: N-alpha-acetyltransferase 38, NatC auxiliary subunit
Exons: 3
Coding region: 29-427 (132 amino acids)
Cellular component (GO): NatC complex
Molecular function (GO): RNA binding
Source: RefSeq, a predicted model, not a curated record